AUGGGAUUUUUGCGGGGUCUGCUGGAGCCGUACAUCCACAAUAAUACAUGUAGUAAGGAGGGUCAAGGCUUUCCAUUUUCGGUCGCCAUUGUGGAACGAGGUCCCAAGGAUUAUUAUUCCAACAGCCAACAACGAGACCUGAGCCGAUGGUUCGAAGCGGCUCAUCAGGAUUGUUCUUCGAGCGUUUCCAUUUUGUCCGCCAUGGUGUCGGGUCGUCAAAUGAGUAUUCCAGUGGGUCGAGGAGUUGGCGGUGGCUCCAAUAUCAAUGCCGGCCUUUGCAUGGCUCCUCCCCUCUCCGAUUGGAAGGAUUGGCCAGAACCCUGGCGUACGGAUUUGCCAGUAUCCGUUCGAAAGUUGCAGCAGCAUUUGGCCAAAAAUGGCUGUUUGUGUGAUGCCGCCACAGGACGUCCAAUCUCCGUACAAGAUCUUUCCUCACCAGGGACACCAACAACACCGUGCUUAGCAAGGCAGACUAUUGGGAACAAUGACAAUUCACGGAUGAUAAACUCAGUGGAACGAGUGAACUAUUAUCAGGGACUUUUGGAACCCCUAUUAUUAUUAUUGCAGGGAAAUGCCAAACAAUCCACUCCGUUUCACUGGUAUUACAACACGGAAGCACAGCGGUUGCUGUUUGAUGCCGAAACGACCUGCAAUAGAGUAUCCGGUAUCGAAGUCAUGAAAGUACCCGAUGGAAGCUAUACCAGGCUUUCGGCAAGAAAGGAAGUCAUUCUGUGCGCCGGAGCCAUUGAAACUCCCGCUUUGCUGCUGGUUUCUGGAAUUGGAACGGGGUCCAUCAGUAAUAAGAGCAGCCAUCAUCUGCGAGAUCAUGUCAUUCUCCCUCGGGUGAUGCUAGGGCCUCCGCCAUUUUGGAAUUCCACCAUUAAUGGGAUUCACAGUAUCCAAUCGACUAUUGUGGAGACAAACAAGUUUCUCAUCUUGACAUCCACCACAAAACCGGAGAUUGCACUGCACUACAUGACAAGAGUCUUUCAAAAGUACUGGUUCUCCAUGCUGGCUUCUGGUGAGCUCAGCCAGCGUCUGUGGCAUAUUCUGGAACAGCUUCUACGUCUGCUGGUGCUCUAUUCCCCAGUCUAUUGGAUCAUGAUGUAUGGAUUCACAACCAUCAAUUUGGCAUUGGUCAAUCCAGCAUCCAAGGGGAGUCUUUGCUUGAAACCAAAAACAGGGGAACUGCUCCUGUACAACGUCCCUCCGUGUCGAAAGGACUUUGAUGUGCACAUUGAACCAGGUUACCUCACACAAUCCACAGACGUUGAGGCCUUGUGGAAGGGGUGGGUAGCAUCCAACUUUGUGUUGGAUCGGCACCAGGGAUGGGAAGUGUAUCCUGGCCGGAUCUUUCGGUUCCUUCAGAGUUGGUUGGGGACGACAGAGAUACCUACUAGGAGCCAAACAACAGUACCCACGUGGUUUUCACAGUAUGCACAUGAUCAUUGCCUUCCUUUCUUCCACUGGUGCGGCUCUUGUGCCAUGAAGCCGCCGUCUGAUGCUGCUGAUACUACCGGUAGCAGAGGUAACAAUACGUGGGUGGUGGAUGCGGACAUGAAAGUCCGAGGAGUACAAUCCCUGCGAAUUUGCGACGCUUCUGUACUACCAAACAAUCUAUCCGUCCCUCCUGCAUUGACCUGUGCCGCUAUGGGACACAGGCUGGCAUCCACAAUGCACGGACGAACACAAUGA
This is a messenger RNA of Seminavis robusta, 1695 nucleotides long. The record is from the annotation of a GenBank genome assembly. Lineage: Eukaryota; Bacillariophyta; Bacillariophyceae; Naviculales; Naviculaceae.